AUGUCUCGACAUCGAGCGAUUAGAAGCUUAACUGCCGAAGCUGUCCUUGCGGAAUCCGAGUAUUAUGACGAAGACGAUUAUGAUUAUGAAGAUAAUGAUGAAUUGUCCCAAGAAGAUAAAGCCAAAAUGGAUGAUGGAAAGAAAAUAGUUAGAGAAGUUAUAGGACAAGUAGAUGAAAUAUCUGAUAAAGAUAUUGAAGAUGCUUUGUGGCAUUACUAUUAUGAUACAAAGGAGGCAAUAACAUACUUAUUGGAUGAACUUCAUAAAUCUAAGAAAAAGAAAAAAACUAAUUCAGAUUCAAAUAAAUCUAAACUCACAAAUAAAGAUCUAAUAUCUAAUAUGGAUCAUCUUAUUAAUGGAAAUCGAUAUCUGAGCCCUCUGAACUUUGAUGCAAAUCAGCAAAACCUUGAAUACCAUUAUUCACUUGGAAUGAGGACAAGAACUGUUUUAACAAAUUGUGUUUCCUUUGAUGACAUUUGGACCGGGCACAAUGUUAAAUGGUGUAGUCUCGCUCAAAGUAAUUUAAAAAUUACAGAAAAUUCGAUUUGUGAAGUACGGAAAAUUUCACAUCAUGGCGGGUUAUUAGGUGGAAUGGAUUCUGAAACAACGCAAUCGAGACUCUCUGGUUUACGUAGUCAGUUGGGUUCCACUAGGACGAAUUCUCAGUCUUUAUCAAAAAUGGCUUCAGAUAGAGCAACUAUUGAACAAAACCGUUCCUCUGUUGGAAAUAAUGAUACAUCCAACAUAAGACAAUUAUCUCUUUCAAACAUCGGGAUAGGUUCUUCAGGACCAUCAUUGUCAUCCCUGGCUCAUUUGAGUGUAAAACAAUCUACGAGACCAUCAUUAUCCAGUUUGACAACGAAUACCAUAUCAAAAUUAGGUUCAGAGAGUGUUACAAGACCUCAAACAUCAUCUAGCUUGAUAAAUAGUCAAACUCCGUCCUUGUCAUCUUUAGUUAAAAACUCGACUUCACAUUCUACUGGACGUGUUUCUUUAUCUGAUCUUGCAUUAAAUCGAACUACAAAUUCAAAGCAACAGACUUCAUCGGUUUCAACUUUUUUAUCAAAUAAAUUAAAUAAUAAAAUUCCUUUGCCAACCCCUAUGGUUUUCAAAAACUCAAAUCCCUUAAUAACUGAUACAAAUCGUAGCGAAAUGAGACAAAAGUCUCAACAUAUAACAAAUGAAUUUACACAAUCUAUCAUUGAGAAUAAGGAAUUCGUACAGAAUUCAUAUUCAGAUAUAAAGAUUCAACCAUUAUCAAACCCUCUUAUCGCGCCGCCAUCCAUUUUCGCUACUUCCAUAUUCGCACCUCUUCAAGAUACUAUAUCGUUUUCUAAUGAUUUAAUUACUUUUGAACUUUACACAGCGGGUUCAAAUAAUAAUGGGUUUUCUUUUGUUGAUCCAAGCCCUGAUGAUAUAGUCAAAAAAGCUCAGAGCAAUAGAGGAACUGGUGUACCAAAAGUUAAGGACAGAAAUAUUUCAACAACUUCAGCAACUUCUGUGAAAUCCACUACUGCAAAGCAAGAAUCGUCAACAACACAGAAGAUAGAGAAAACGCCAUCGAAUACACCCGAUGAAAUUGUAUUGAAGACACUGAGACAAAGGGAUUCUGGUGAUAAACAAAAUUUUUCUUUGGCAUCAAGUCCGGCAUUUGAUAUUGGUGCUCUUAAUCUUGAUUUCGAAGAUAAAUCAACUAGCCAUCCUAAUAAGAUUGCAACAACAUUUAAACCUCUUGUAAGUCAAGAAUCAUUAUCAACACGAACGAUGUCAUCGAGUACAUCAAAAUCAUCACUAAAAACAAUACCUAAGAAUAAACGUAUUGAUGUUCUUGCAGAGUAUAAGAAACGGAGUUCUGAUAAAGAAUCGUUAAAUUUAGUAAUAAUUGGUCACGUUGAUGCUGGAAAAAGUACACUAAUGGGUCAUUUAUUGUAUUUACUUGGCGAAGUCAAUGAAAAAACCAUGAGAAAGUAUGAAAGAGACUCUUCAAAAAUUGGAAAGUCUUCUUUUGCAUACGCAUGGGUUCUUGAUGAAACAGGUGAAGAACGAUCAAGAGGUAUUACUAUGGAUAUUGCAAUCACCAAAUUUGAAACCGAGAAUAGACGAUUUACAUUGUUAGAUGCUCCGGGACAUCGGGAUUUUAUUCCAAACAUGAUUUCGGGUGCAGCUCAAGCAGAUGUUGCUAUUCUUGUGGUUGAUGCCACUACCGGUGAAUUUGAGACUGGGUUCGAUUCAAAUGGUCAAACAAAAGAACACGCUUUGCUCGUUAGAAGUUUGGGUGUUCAACAACUAAUCGUGGCUAUAAAUAAAUUAGAUGUUGUAAAUUGGUCACAAAAUCGAUAUAACGAUAUCAUGGCCAAAUUGAAUCUAUUUUUGACUCUUGCGGGAUUCAAAAAGGAUAAAGUAAUAUAUGUCCCUUGUAGUGGAUUGACUGGAGAAAACUUGUUAAAGAGAUCUGAAAACGUAUUGGAGUGGUAUUCUGGGCCGACAUUAGUUCAACAGAUAGAUAAAUUCGAACCUCCUAUACGGCUUUUAGAAAAGCCAUUCCGACUUUCUGUUUCGGAUUUUUUCAAAGGAGGAAUAGGGAGCAUGGGCGGUGUAACCGUGGCUGGAAGAAUAGAGGCGGGAAAUAUUCAGGUUGGAGAAGGUGUCACGGUAAUCCCUGGUGGUGAACAUGGAGUUGUAAAAGUUCCUGUCACAUCGCAUUUUUUGGCUCAAGUUGUUGUAUUUGAAAUCAAAGUUCCAAUCACUAGAGGAUUUCCUGUUAUACUUUAUAGACAAAGUCUCAAUGAGCCAGCUAUUAUCACAAAAUUGAUAUCUAUUUUGGAUAAAAGUACAGGAGCAGUUAUAAAGAAAAAUCCUAGAUGCCUUGUUAAAUCAUCAAUUGCUAUUGUUGAAAUUGAACUUUCUAAUAGACCAAUUCCUCUAGAAACUUAUAAGGAAAAUAAAGAAUUAGGAAGGAUAAUGUUAAGAAAAGGCGGAGAAACAGUUGCUGCUGGUAUUGUAACUAAUUCUCUACCAGUUCGCCGUCUGAUGACCGACACGAAACUUGGUAGCCUACCUUUACGAAUAAAAGUUCACCACCUGAGGGUUAAGACUGCUUUGAAGAGGUUACCGUCGUUGAUGACCGACAUAACAUCUCCUCUCCACACUUCCAAACAUCAUCCACCGUUCUUGAUGACCGGCAAUGGAUAUGUGGGUAAAGUGACUGCUUUGAAGAGGUUACCGUCAUUGAUGACCGACAUAACAUCUCCUCUCCACACUUCCAAACAUCAUCCACCGUUCUUGAUGACCGGCAAUGGAUAUGUGGGUAAAGUGACUGCUUUGAAGAGGUUACCGUCAUUGAUGACCGACAUAACAUCUCCUCUCCGCACUUCCAAACAUCAUCCACCGUCCUUGAUGACCGGCGUGGAUAUAUGGGUAAAGUAA
Messenger RNA from Funneliformis geosporum, 3426 nucleotides. The record is from the annotation of a GenBank genome assembly. Lineage: Eukaryota; Fungi; Glomeromycota; Glomeromycetes; Glomerales; Glomeraceae.